CUCUUCACAGUGCAGCAGCAGCAGCAGCAGCAGCAGCAGGAGGAUGAGGAUGAGGAUGAGGAUGGGGAGGAUGGUGCUGUUCCGCCUGGCCCUGCUCAUGUCGGUCCUUACUGCGCCCGGACAUGGCAUCCUGCCGGAGAUAGUGGACUCGGGCAUCAGUCACAUCCUGGAGGAUAAUCCGGCUCCGGGACAGGAGGAUCUGGACCGUGCGUUCGUGCAGGUGGAGCAGCUGCCGGAGGACCCGCAGCACAAACCCGAGGAUGCGUUUCACCAAAGAAACGAGAGUGUGACUAGGAGUGUUCACAAUGAAACUGACUCUGAUAAUGCGAUUGAAGCUGAGCACACUCCAGUAGAGCAGGAGACGAACAACAUCACCUCUACAGCUGAACAGACCGGUGACCUGGAAAAUAAUAUCGAUCAUGGAUGUGUCACCACUGAGGAUUGUGGGAAAGGAAGGUACUGCCACAAUGAAGCACACAAAUACAAGUGUCUAACCUGCAAAGCAACCGAUGUGCCGUGUGCAAAAGAUGAGGAGUGCUGUGGUGACCAGCUGUGUGUUUGGGGUCAGUGUGCUCAAAAUGCAACAAAAGGAGAAGCCGGCAGCACAUGUCAGUACCAGAGCGACUGCAGCCCAGACCUCUGCUGUGCUUUUCACAAAGCGCUGCUCUUUCCCAUCUGCUUGGCCAAGCCUAUUGAGCGUGAGCGCUGCUUCGGGGCCUCCAACGACCUGAUGGAGCUGUUGUCCUGGGACCUUCAGAGUCCAGGACCCAGAAAACACUGUCCCUGUGCCGGGGACCUUCACUGUCAGCAUUUAGGUCGAGGAUCCAUGUGCCUUAAGGGAGCCGACUCCAGUGAAGAGGACAUGACGGACACCCUAUACUCAGAGAUUGACUACAUCAUCUAAAUAAACAAGAUGCAUCUGAUUUACACUGGCUUGUAAAACAUUAAAAGGGGGUCUCCAGUGACUCCACAGCUUCAUUCAGUCCACUUCUAUACAAUACAAGCACGGAAAAUACCUGAAAAUAUUUUUAUUUUCUGUGGGACUUUGAGUUCACAACCCUACCUUUAAACUUGUAUAUAAAAUCGCUAACAAAAACACAAGAAAACACUAUAUUCUAGAAAUAUAUAUACAGAGAAUGUAUUACAUCUAUUUAUGUGCAAACUCUUGAAUAUUUGCUGAACCUCUAUAAAUAAAACCUAUUUAAUCCUCAUCCAAGCACUUAACAAUAAUACACUA
Molecule: messenger RNA, 1237 nt
Organism: Sphaeramia orbicularis (orbiculate cardinalfish)
Lineage: Eukaryota; Metazoa; Chordata; Actinopteri; Kurtiformes; Apogonidae
Gene: dkk3a
Product: dickkopf WNT signaling pathway inhibitor 3a
Exons: 7
Coding region: 44-904 (286 amino acids)
Biological process (GO): multicellular organism development; negative regulation of canonical Wnt signaling pathway
Cellular component (GO): extracellular region
Molecular function (GO): co-receptor binding; receptor antagonist activity
Source: RefSeq, a predicted model, not a curated record